Ylistrum balloti is the source of this 1586-nucleotide messenger RNA. RefSeq names its product protein UXT-like. NCBI's taxonomy places the organism in Eukaryota, Metazoa, Mollusca, Bivalvia, Pectinida, Pectinidae. The coding region runs from base 13 to 480 and encodes 155 amino acids. The transcript has 5 exons. Gene Ontology annotation, biological process: negative regulation of transcription by RNA polymerase II. Gene Ontology annotation, molecular function: transcription corepressor activity. The record is from RefSeq and is a predicted model, not a curated record.
AGAACGGAAAACAUGAGCAACACCGUUCCGGAGAAAGUAUUAGCCUAUGAAACCUUUCUAAACGAAACACUAAGAGAGGAUUUGAGAAAACUUUUGGAGGAACAAGAUAAACUUUAUGGACAGGUUGCAGAAUAUUUGCAGUUGAAGACAGUUAUAGAAAGAGUUCAGAGUACAGAUUAUACAAAAGAAGAGCUAAAGACAAAAGUUGAUAUUGGAUGCAACUUUUAUGUACAAGCAAAUGUACCAGAUGCUUCCAGAAUAUAUGUCUGUGUGGGUUUUGGAUUUUUUGUGGAAUUCAAGAUGGAAGAAGCUCUCAGGUUUAUUGAUAAAAAGACAGCCAGGCUAAAUGAUCAAUGUGAAAAGAUCAGCAAAGAUAUUGCCAAAGUGAAAGCUCACAUUAAACUUGUCCUUGAAGGACUCCGGGAGAUGCAAGGAAUCAGUACAGAAUCUGAAAAGCCAUUUCGGGAUAUCUUAAGCUAACCCAGAAAGCUCUGUCAUGAAACAGAAACUUGGGCUUCAUUUCAAUUGAAUAUUCCCACCAUGUUUCAGCAGAAAUGUCUGUAUUUCUGUAUCCAUACCAGAUGUCUCUGCAUGUAUAACCAUUAAGGAUGAUGACGACGACGAUGAUGAUGAUGAUGGUAGAUGUUAAAGGGCUAUUAGCCAUUUCAUAGAGAUCAGGAAAACGUUUAAUUGUCAGCAUAGAAAUAGUUAAAGGGACUAAAUGGUUAGAUAUUUAUUUCAUAACUGAUAAAAAGCAUUAUCACAUUUUAAUAUCUGUUAAAGAUUGUGUACUUUCUGGCAAUUAUAAUAUUUCAAAGUUUGCGUAACGGUUUUAUUAACAAUGCCUAAAAAUUGAAAUAAAAUAGAAGCAACUCAACACUUAUUCAUAUCAUUAUUGUUUGUAGAAUGUAAACAAUAUCUUUGCGCAUGCAAUUUUAGACUCAGAUUAAUUCAAAUUCAUUUAUUUCGCUCUGUCACACGUAUAGCAUGAAACAAGAGGCCAUUUUACAAAGUAAGAAUCAAAACAUGGAUGGCAGAUUAAGUUUUGGCUAAUUACAUAAUUAUAUAUAGUGAGAAAUCAUAUAAAAAUGGCAGGUUUAAAUGAGGUUCUGAAAGGUCAGGUGAUGACCUUGGCUAUCUCCGAUUAAAACAGUGAUGGGUAGUAGACACAGCAUCAAGUGUUGACUAGCAUUACUUUAAAUCUGAUAAUCUUGAUCAAUUUCUCACAGAGAACGUCAUAAUUUUGUGAAAGAGUCUAAUUUUAAGUAUUACGAUACUUGCUCGAAAUGAAAUGCAUGGAAAAAUAAUGAAAUUUCACCAUUUAGUUCCUUUAAGAGAAGCAGUGUUGACACAUUAGCAUCCAUUGAUAUUGUUUGAACAUUACCCUAACUGUAUCAAUACAAUUUGGUGGCAAUUGAUUUACCAAUGAAAGUGAUAGUUUUGUUACAAUGAAAAGUUGUACUAUUAUGUACUAGGAUCAAAGCAUGACACGACUGAGGAGACAAAACACGAAUCAGUUGUUAUAUUAAUUAGUGUACUGUUAUCUAUUCUUGUGUUGUUCUACGAUUAAAAUAUUAUUUUGUCAA